Messenger RNA from Auxenochlorella protothecoides, 813 nucleotides. RefSeq names its product Cytochrome b ascorbate-dependent protein 3. The transcript has 2 exons. The coding region runs from base 1 to 813 and encodes 270 amino acids. Gene Ontology annotation, molecular function: oxidoreductase activity. The record is from RefSeq and is a predicted model, not a curated record. Lineage: Eukaryota; Viridiplantae; Chlorophyta; Trebouxiophyceae; Chlorellales; Chlorellaceae.
AUGUCCAGCCAGUCGGAUGCAGGCCGGGGUUUGGGGCGCCUGCUCCGGGCCCCCGCCACAGUCACCACCCGGCUCUGCCAGGCGGGCAUCUUGAUCCUCGCGGUGUGGUGGGUCUUUGGCCCCCUGGGAGGUGUGGGCACGACCCCGCGGGACCUGGGUGAGGGCGCGAAUGACACGGGUCCCAUCUUCAACUGGCACCCCCUGCUCAUGCUGCUGGCCUUCCCGGUGCUCAUGGGCGAGGCCCUGCUGGCGUACCGCUCCCCUGCCCCCACACUGGACUCCAGGCCGGCCAGGAAGGUCUACCACAUCAGCCUGCAGAUCUGCGCGCUGGCGCUGGCGCUGCUCGGUCUGACGGCGGCCGUCAGGUCCCACACCCUCAAGCUGCCGCAGCCCAUCCCCAACUUUUACUCUGCCCACUCCUUCCUGGGAGGCUUGGUGCUCGCCCUCUUUGCAUUCCAGGUGGCGCUGGGCCUGUGGGCAUACGCCUGGCCCAAGCUCUCCCACCCCGCGCGGGUGACAUUGGGCCCGGUGCACACCUUCCUCGGCCGCGCCAUCCUCGGCCUGGGCCUGGCGGCGGCGGCGGUGGGGCUGCAGGAGAAGGCCACCUUCCUGCAGCUGGGCGCGGGCGCGGGGCCAGCCUCCGCCGCCCUGCGCCUGCCUGCGCUCCUGCAGCUGCUGCUGGCCGCCGUCGCGCUGGGCGUGCUGUGGCACCACGUGGAGCCGGCGCGGCCGGGGCCCGGCGUGGUGAGCCUGGCGGGGGACGGCAUCCCGCUCUUCGAGCAGCGCACGCCGCGCAACAGCGCCGACCACUGA